UCCGGUCUAAACCCACCAUCCUGCUUUACACCAGUCAUAUAUAUAUAUAUAUAUUGGGAUCUUCUAGCUAAAAUACAGAGACAUGGGAAACUACAUUUCUUGCACUCUUUCCAGCGCCGGUGGCGGCAGGCAUUCCAGAGCGACAAAAGUGAUCUUCCCGAGCGGCGAAAUCCGACAAAUCCAUGAACCAACUAAAGCGGCGGAGCUCAUGCUCGAAACGCCGAACUUCUUCCUCGUAAACUCGGUGUCUCUCCAUAUCGGGAGGAGGUUCUCUGCGCUCAGCGCCGACGAGGACCUGGAGAUGGCCAACGUUUACGUAAUGUUCCCCAUGAGGAGACUGAACUCUGUAGUGACGGCGGGUGACAUGGGCGCCUUGUUCCUCACCGCCAACUCCACCGCCCAGCACCGGCGGGUCAUACCGGAGUCUGGAGACGACGGUACUCCAAACUUGUUCGAAGGGAAAGCAGGUGAUGAUGAAUGGCACGAAAGCGAGGCAGCCGUGGAGGUGCCAAAGCUGAAUUUGGAUGAUAUUGAGGAGUUCUCGGCGCCGGAGUUUAUCCACAGGCUGUCCAUGUGCAGAUCAAAGAAACCAGUGUUGGAGACCAUAGCAGAAGAGGCAGUUUUUUCAUAUUAAAUUACAUGAUUUUAAUUAUGUACGUAGAGUGUUAUUGUGUGU
This is a messenger RNA of Corylus avellana, 676 nucleotides long. RefSeq lists its product as uncharacterized. The record is from RefSeq and is a predicted model, not a curated record. NCBI's taxonomy places the organism in Eukaryota, Viridiplantae, Streptophyta, Magnoliopsida, Fagales, Betulaceae.